AUGACGAAAGUCGUCGUUGGAGGGGACAUCAUCACAAAUGCCGACAUUUUGCCGGGAGCGCCGAAUGUCAAGGGUGGGUGGCAAACUUUGGCCGAAGACGCAAUUCGACACAAAGCCGUUGUUAGUGCAAUUGAAAUGGCGUUUCGCGUUCUCAGGCACCCGGACGCAAAGGAGGGGCUGGCUAAGAUCGCCAAGGAAGUGCUGAAACAUGAGAGCGUGUCUGGAAGCGGCAAAUCCCAGCCAGACUAUCCGAUUGCCAAUGUUGAUGCGUGGCUUAACAAGCUCGAGACGGAUUUUGUGCGAGUCCAGAUAACACUUUUGAAAGCCGGGGUUAGUGGAAAGACGCUCAGAUACAAGGGAUGCGGCAAUAACCUCGACAACUGGACGCACGAUUCGGGCGAGAUACUGCUACACAGCGACCUUGUCUUUGCCCUGGCAGCGGCUCAAAAAGAUUUGAAUGCGGAACUCGCAAAAUUCUCCAAAAUGGAAGAUAAAAACGCAAUAAGGAAAAGCCAGCUCGGCAAGGGCGUCAACGCUAAUAAAUUCUUCUUGGGGUGGGUAGUAGCCCACGAAAUUACCCACCUUUGGGUAGGCUUCGUUCGAAAGGCUGACGGGCGCUUGACACCACCCACAGUGGCCGGAUAUGGCCUUGGGGAUGAGCGCCGAGGAGAAUCCGGGUGGUUCCUGGAGGCAAGCCUCCUGCGUAACGACAGGCUGGUGAUGCUGGGCAACGAGGGCGACAACAAAAAGCAAGCCGGAACUGUCGCGUUGAGAAGGGACACAGAAGACGGGGAGCUUUAUGUCUAUCCGACAGAUGAAUAUUUGGCGAAUGCGACGGAUAACUGGUUUGUCAUCCCGCUACCUAUAGAGGCCGGGAAGGAGAAAAUUACCAGCGCCCAAUUGGUCAAAAUGAACUUGACUAAACUCUGGAAAAUUCGUGAGGACCAACCUCUCUCGAACCCCUCCUCGUUGAAGGCCGCAGACUCGGCGUCCGAAAAUUCCGCGGACAAGGGGAAAGGAGCUGCGGUUGUAGCCCCCGCGGCACCUGUUGCCUCAUCUAGCAAGCGCCCGGCAAAGGUGGUGUCGAAGCCUGGUGGAAAGCCAUAA
This is a messenger RNA of Lasiosphaeria miniovina, 1107 nucleotides long. RefSeq lists its product as uncharacterized. Bases 1 to 1107 code for a protein of 368 amino acids. Lineage: Eukaryota; Fungi; Ascomycota; Sordariomycetes; Sordariales; Lasiosphaeriaceae. The transcript is spliced from 3 exons. The record is from RefSeq and is a predicted model, not a curated record.